Molecule: messenger RNA, 1934 nt
Organism: Rhizophagus irregularis DAOM 181602=DAOM 197198
Lineage: Eukaryota; Fungi; Glomeromycota; Glomeromycetes; Glomerales; Glomeraceae
Source: RefSeq, a predicted model, not a curated record
CAACGAAAAUUGUUUAUAUUGUAAUAAACCUUUUAUUGAAGAAUUAUGGUGUAAAGAAUGUAUUAGUUCUUUGGAAAAAUUAUCCGAAAAUGGUGAUAAAGUAGCAAUGUUUAAUUUAGCUAAUAAAUAUAGAGAUGUGGAAGGAGCAAAAAAGAAUUUAGAAAAAGCAUUUUUUUUAUAUCAAAAUGCAGCAGAAAAAAAUCAUAUUGAAGCAAUGUUUAAUCUAGCCAAAAGGUAUUACAAUGGAGAAGGAACAGAAAAGAAUUUAGAAAAAGCUUUUCACUGGUAUCAAAAAGCAGCAGAAAAUGGUUAUGAAAAAGCAAUGAAUAAAUUGGCCAUAUGCUAUUAUAAUGGAGAAGGAACAGAAAAGAAUUUAGAAAAAGCCUUUCAUUGGUUUCAAAAAUCAGCAGAAAAUGGUGAUGAAGUAGCAAUGUUUAAUUUAUCCAAUAGCUAUUAUAAUGGAGAAGGAACAGAAAAGAAUUUAGAAAAAGCCUUUCAUUGGUUUCAAAAAGCAGCAGAAAAAAAUCAUAUUAAAGCAAUGUUUAAUUUAGCCAUAUGUUAUGAAAAUGGAAAAGGUACAAAAAGGAAUUUAGAAAAAGUUUUUCAUUGGUAUCAAAAAGCAGCAGAAAACGGUAAUGAAGAUGCAAUGUUUAAUUUAGCCAUAUGUUAUAGAAAUGGAGAAGGAACAAUAAAAAAUUUGAAAAAAGCCUUUUAUUGGUAUCAAAAAGAAGCAGAAAAUGGUGUUAAGGAAGCAAUGUUUAAUUUAGCUAUAUGUUAUGAAAAUGGAAAAGGGAUGGAAAAGGAUUUAGGAAAGCCUUUUAUUGCCUUUUAUUGGUAUCAAAAAGCAGCAGAAAAUGGGUUUACUGAUGCAAUGUUUAAUUUAGCAAUAUUUUAUGAAAUUGGACAUGGAACAAAAGAGAAUUUAGAAAAAGCCUUUUAUUGGUAUCAAAAAGCAGCAGAAAAUGGGUUUACUGAUGCAAUGUUUAAUUUAGCAAUAUUUUAUGAAAUUGGACAUGGAACAAAAGAGAAUUUAGAAAAAGCCUUUUAUUGGUAUCAAAAAGCAGCGGAAAAUGGUCAUGAAGUUGCAAUAUACAAAUUAGCCAUAUUUUAUGAAAUUGGAGAAGGAACAAAAAAGAAUUUAGAAAAAGCCUUUUAUUGGUAUCAAAAAGCAGCGGAAAAUGGGUUUGAAUAUGCAAUGAAUGAAUUAGCCAAUAGUUAUGAAAAUGGAAAAGGAACAGAAAUGAAUUUAAAAAAAGCCUUUUUUUGGUAUCAAAAAGCAGCAGAAAAAGAUCAUAUUAUAGCAAUGAAUAAUUUAGCCAUAUUUUAUAAAAAUGGAAAAGGAAUAGAAAAGAAUUUAGAAAAAGCCUUCUAUUGGUAUCAAAAAGCAGCAGAAAAUGAUAAUGAGAUUGCAAUGAAUAAUUUAGCCAUAUGUUAUGACAAUGGAGAAGGAAUAGAAAAGAAUUUAGAAAAAGCCUUCUAUUGGUAUCAAAAAGCAGCAGAAAAAGAUCAUAUUAAAGCAAUGAGUAUGUUUUAUAAUGAAGAAGGAACAGAAAAAAAUUUAGAAAAAACCUUUUGUUUGUAUCAAAAUGCAACAAACCAUAUGUUAUGAAAAUGAAGAAAAGACAGAAAAGAAUUUAGAAGAAGUCUUUCAUUUGUACAAAAAAGCAGCAGAAAAUGGUAUUAAAGAAGCAAUGAAUAAUUUAGCCAAUUGGUAUUAUAGUAGAGAAGAUACAGAAAAGAAUUUAAGAAAUGCCUUCAUUUUGUAUAAAAUAGAAGUAAAAAAUGGUGUUAAAGAAACAAUGUUUAAUUUAGCUAAUAAAUAUAGGAUUGGAAAAGAAGUAGAAAAAAAUUUAGAAAAGGCCUUUUAUUGGUAUCAAAAAGCAGCGGAAAAUGGGUUUAAAGAUGCAAUGUUUAAUUUAGCCAAUUGUUAUUAU